Dichomitus squalens LYAD-421 SS1 is the source of this 1155-nucleotide messenger RNA. RefSeq names its product alcohol dehydrogenase IV. The transcript is spliced from 7 exons. Bases 1 to 1155 code for a protein of 384 amino acids. The record is from RefSeq and is a predicted model, not a curated record. NCBI's taxonomy places the organism in Eukaryota, Fungi, Basidiomycota, Agaricomycetes, Polyporales, Polyporaceae. Gene Ontology annotation, molecular function: alcohol dehydrogenase (NAD+) activity; metal ion binding. Gene Ontology annotation, cellular component: mitochondrion.
AUGGCUACGCCGUCUUCUAGUCUGUCAGGUUCCUAUGCCUGCACCGACACCCUCAAGGGUGUUUUCUACGGCCCCGGAUCAGUCAAGACAGCUCUCCCUAAGCUCCUUGACAUCAUAGGAGGCAAGAAGGCCCUCAUCGUCACUGGCCGAAGCCUCUACACCAAGACUGACGUCGUAAAGACUGUCGAGGACAUUCUCAAGGAGCACAACGCAUAUGGGGCGACCUUCUACGAGAUUGGCGAGCACUCCCCCAUAGCUGGGGUCAAGAAUGGCGUGAAAGCGUUCAAGGACGCUGGCGCUGACAUUAUUAUUAGCGUCGGAGGCGGCUCCCCUGUUGACGCUGCGAAGGCCAUCCUGUACUUCUUCCAACAGGAAACGGGUGGGCCGUUCCUCCGGCAGAUUGCCAUUCCCACCACUCUCAGCGCCGCAGAGUAUACGAUCAGCGCGGGACUCAAGGACGAACAGGGCAACAAGAUCAGGCUGAUCUCGGAAGAGCUCGCACCAGCGGGUAUAAUUCUCGACGCCGAAUUGACCCUUGCAACUCCCGAGCGGUUAUGGCUCUCUACGGCUCUGCGUGCUUUGGACCACGCAGUUGCUACAGAGAAUCUCUACAGGCCCUUUGUUCCGAUCCCCCUCACGUACCUCUGUUAUGCUGCUAUCGCGGAUCUCUUCACGUACCUGCCAAAGUCAAAAGCAAACCCUCAAGACCUGGAGGCCCGGCAAAGGCUGCAAAUCGCAUCCUGGAUGUCUAUCUGGCCGAUGAAGUCCGAGAAUCACGGGCCUCUUGGAUUAUCGCACUCCUUGGGUCACAAGCUAGGCGCUAAGUACGGCAUUCCCCACGGGAUCACGUCUUGCCUUACCCUUGCACCCGUUGUCGGACUGAAGGCAGAGGUUGCUUCGCAAGAGGACAAGAAAGCGCUAGCUGCUUCGUUAUUCUACCUCCGUCAAGAGUCUACGGGCUCCCUCGAUGGUGACGUCCGCAAGCUGUCCACACUCAUCCGGCAGUUGGUCGACGAUCUUGGACUCAAGUCUACCCUCUCGCAGUAUAACGUACCGAAGGCCGAUCUGCCCAAGAUUGCGGCGUUGGCAGUGGGCAAUGAUGAGGAUCCAUUAGUUCCGAGAACGGUGGCGCUACUGGAAAGUAUCUACGCAUGA